This is a messenger RNA of Corapipo altera (White-ruffed manakin), 694 nucleotides long. Its product is annotated as hydrocephalus-inducing protein-like. The annotation marks the transcript as partial. The transcript is spliced from 4 exons. The record is from RefSeq and is a predicted model, not a curated record. Gene Ontology annotation, cellular component: axoneme. Gene Ontology annotation, biological process: axonemal central apparatus assembly; cilium movement. Lineage: Eukaryota; Metazoa; Chordata; Aves; Passeriformes; Pipridae.
GCUGUCUCGCAAUCUGUCUCGGCCGCCCCUGGAGACAGCAAAGCUCUCCGUAGAGAAGCGCUACGAGGAGCUUGAGCUUUACGACCGCGAGUUGAAGAAGGAGAGAGCAAAGAUUGAAGCAGACCCCAUGCUCUUCUCAGAUGAUGUUUUCACCAUUGAGCCCUUGGAGGGAGAGGUUGGGCCACACUCUUCAGCUGAGAUCAAGGUGUUCUUUAAACCUCGAGAUGCCCAAGACUAUAGAAAAGUGGCCUACUGUUCCAUCUCAGGCCGUGAGAGCAGGCUGCCCCUGCACCUCACAGGGGAAGGCCUCGGGCCCUGCCUCCGUUUCAAGUUUGCGGAACUGGACAUGGGGGGAGUUUUGGUUGGAGAAGCCUACAGCUACGAGGCAAUCCUGGUUAACACAGGAGCUAUCAACGCUCCCUUCAAGCUCAUCCCUUCAACCACAGUCCACGGCUCCUGCUUCACCUUUCAGCCCCAGCAGGGCAUCGUUCCACGCAAUGGGAUCCUGCCCAUCCAGAUCUUCUUCAGUUCCAGCACCCUGGGGGAGUUCGAGGAAGAGUUCCAUUUCAAUGUGGCUGAAUGCCCUAAGCCUGUGACCUUGACUAUCAGGUGAGGAAGGCUCUGGGAGCUUGGUGGGCACAUCUGUAGCUGUCUCUGAGUAAUCAUCUCCCACCUGCCUCAUUUGGUGGUGGAG